Messenger RNA from Laccaria bicolor S238N-H82, 1437 nucleotides. RefSeq lists its product as uncharacterized. Bases 1 to 1437 code for a protein of 478 amino acids. The transcript has a single exon. The record is from RefSeq and is a predicted model, not a curated record. NCBI's taxonomy places the organism in Eukaryota, Fungi, Basidiomycota, Agaricomycetes, Agaricales, Hydnangiaceae.
AUGCCUCAAUCAUCCCUUCUAUCCCAUACUCGCCUAACGUUACAAUUUGCCAUCGCCUUUGCCUUUGCGAAAAGCUUGGGCAAUGACCCCCGAUGGAACUACAAACUCCUGGAAGGGCCUUGGUAUGGCUUCUGGUGUGCGGUACUUGUCGACAUUUUUGCAGGGAUACCUGAGUGCAUUGUCUUUCCUCAGUAUCCUCUCCUCGUUAUUCCGGAGAUAGAUGACUGCGAGGACACAGAGGAUACCCCAGGUCUAGCUGAGGAGGGGUCCGACGAUGGUGAUGAGCAGGAGGAGGAGGGGAGCCCGGGCACUCCCCAAGACAGCGAGGCGCCACAGGCCCAUGUAGACUUGGACAGUGAUUCUGAACUCGCGUAUGGUGAGGGAGGUCUCACGCCUGAUUUGCCCGACGAGACCGCAUCCGAUCCAACCACUCCAUCACCCAGAAGUUCACCACCGCCUCUCCCCGAUAUCUCCAUCGCCAAAAGCUUCCGCAUCACCGACUUUGCAGUGUUACAUUUGACAGGGGUGGUUGGUGAUGAUCCAUUCGCACUAAGCGACGACAUCGCCUCUGUCUCAGACCUGCAGGCGCUUCCAGUGAAGAUCACCGAUGUGUUGAUCCCGCUCAUCUUGGAAAAUAAGAAGGUGCUUGCUGAUAUUCGUCAGCUGAACUUUGCGCAAGGACAGGUCUGUCAGCAAGCGAGGUUCCUGUUUCACCAAAACCAGGACCAACAGUACGUUGUCGCGUUGGUAGCUGCAGGAUCUGUUUGGAAAUGGGCGAAAAUCACAAGAGGUCAUGCGAAACCUCCUUCUUCCGCCUCUUCGAUUAUGGAUCCAUCUUACGUGGAUGAACCCCCUGCACAACGCCCAAAUUGGUCUCUUCCCUUGACAUUCGGAACGCCGGAAUCGAUGAAUGCUCUCAAGAAAAUUUAUACGUUGGUCAAAAUUUUACUGGAGAUGAAUGAGAGUUCAGUGCAUCAGGAAAAUCCACAAACCCAUGAAUACCCUGAUCAUGACGGUGAUUAUGGACAGAAUAUCGAUGAGUCAGAAGGUCAUUCAACACCUACGAGGAAUUACCUGUCCACGCGACCUCCCGUCUCUCCUGCCACCACCGAUUCUCUCAACAUCAUAUCCCUCGAGCCGCCACAGACGCCGACUCCAAGUGCACGCUCUGUUAUUAAUAAACGAUCCUGCCCGUCGUCAUCCUCUCCUAACCCUCCCACGACUCUCUCCAAGUCUCCGACCGAGUCACCUCCAAUUAGGCAACCCAAGAAACGUGUCCGACGGAUCGUAUUGAGUCCUUCACCCUUCCCGUCGUCAUCCUCUCCUAACUCUCCUGCCGAGUCACCUCCAAUUAGGCAACCCAGGAGACGUGCCCAGCGUAUGAUUUUGAGUCCUUCACCUUCAGAUUCUUCGGGCACUGAAGAUACAGAGGAUUAG